AUGAUUAGUCGAAAUGUUUCGGUUUUGGGGGCUUCUACUAAGGCUUCCCCAUCGCCAGUUAGAAAGGAUGAAGUCCAACUAACUCCCGAAGUAAAGGAGGCUAGUUUGGAUAUUCCUUACAAACCCAUCAUCGCUUACUGGACAGUGAUGGGCCUUUGCCUCAUGAUUGCCUUCGGCGGAUUUAUCUUUGGCUGGGAUACAGGAACCAUUUCUGGAUUUAUCAACCAGACGGACUUCAAGAGAAGGUUUGGUGAAGUACAAAGAGAUGGUAGCUUUCAGCUAUCAGAUGUCAGAACAGGCUUGAUUGUUGGUAUUUUCAAUAUAGGUUGUGCCGUGGGCGGGUUGACACUGGGACGCCUAGGCGAUAUUUAUGGGCGUAGAAUUGGCUUGAUGUGGGUUAUCCUGGUAUACGUUGUUGGUAUUGUCAUCCAGAUUGCUUCAACUGACAAAUGGUAUCAAUACUUCAUUGGUAGGAUUGUUUCCGGAAUGGGUGUUGGCGGUGUCGCCGUGUUGUCUCCAACUUUGAUCUCAGAGAUUUCUCCAAAACACCUAAGGGGUACUUGCGUUUCCUUCUACCAACUAAUGAUUACUCUUGGAAUUUUCUUGGGCUACUGCACUAACUAUGGUACUAAGAAAUAUUCCAACUCAAUACAAUGGCGAGUCCCCUUGGGCUUAUGUUUUGCUUGGGCAGUCUUCAUGGUGGUUGGAAUGGUUAUGGUUCCGGAAUCACCAAGGUAUUUGGUUAAAAAGGGUAGAUUUGAAGAAGCCAGAAGGUCAUUAGCGAGAUCAAACAAGGUUGCAGUCACCGACCUAGGUGUGAUUUCAGAGGUUGACGCCAUAGUCGCGAAUAUGGAGUUAGAAAGGGCUGUUGGGAACGCCAGCUGGAGUGAGCUUUUCUCGAAUAAAGGCGCAAUUCUUCCAAGAGUAAUCAUGGGUGUCGUCAUCCAAUCGCUGCAACAGCUCACUGGCUGUAACUAUUUCUUUUAUUAUGGUACCACCAUUUUUAAUGCCGUUGGAAUGGAAGACUCUUUUGAGACGUCCAUUGUACUCGGGGUUGUCAAUUUUGCAUCCACAUUUGUUGCACUAUAUAUUGUGGAUAAAUUUGGACGCCGGAAGUGCUUAUUGUGUGGGUCCGCAUCAAUGGCCGUUUGUUUUGUCAUAUUUGCCACUAUUGGUGUCACCAGAUUAUGGCCACAUGGGAAAGACUAUCCCUCUUCACAAAACGCAGGUAACGUCAUGAUUGUGUUCACUUGCUUUUUCAUUUUCUGUUUCGCCAUUACUUGGGCUCCGAUUGCCUAUGUCAUCGUGGCAGAGACAUAUCCAUUAAGAGUGAAGAACCGUGCCAUGGCUAUUGCAGUUGGCGCGAACUGGAUGUGGGGUUUUUUGAUUGGAUUUUUCACUCCCUUCAUUACCAGAGCCAUCGGCUUCUCUUAUGGCUAUGUUUUCAUGGGCUGCCUGAUCUUUUCAUACUUCUAUGUCUUCUUCUUUGUUUGUGAGACAAAGGGACUGACUCUAGAGGAAGUUAACGAAAUGUACGAAGAGAGGAUAAAACCAUGGAAAUCUGGCGAUUGGAUUCCCAGCUCCAGAAGGCUAGCACAGUCUACAAGCAGCACACCGCUAGCCAUAGUCGAUAGUAAAUAG
Molecule: messenger RNA, 1641 nt
Organism: Saccharomyces kudriavzevii IFO 1802
Lineage: Eukaryota; Fungi; Ascomycota; Saccharomycetes; Saccharomycetales; Saccharomycetaceae
Gene: HXT10
Product: hexose transporter HXT10
Exons: 1
Coding region: 1-1641 (546 amino acids)
Biological process (GO): transmembrane transport; carbohydrate transport
Cellular component (GO): plasma membrane
Molecular function (GO): carbohydrate:proton symporter activity
Source: RefSeq, a predicted model, not a curated record